AUGGAUACUAUAGAUAAAAGUUGGAUGGAUCUCCGAAGAUCCACCAAUGAGUAUGAUCGUGGAGUGAAGUCUUUUCUUGAUAAGGCAUUUGAACGAGCUUCUCAAGGAAAUGAAAUACUAUGCCCUUGUAUAAGGUGUUUUAAUCGGUAUUGGCAUACUCGAACAGUGGUGGAGAAUCACUUGUUUGGUUAUGGAUUUGUUAAUGGAUACACCAAAUGGGUUUUCCAUGGAGAAGGGUUUUCUUCAACAGAUAUGCCGCAUCCAACCAAUGAUGAUGAAACUUCCGACAUGCAUGACGAUAUCGAUGGACUACUUUAUGAUACUUUCAGGAAUGUAGAAGGUGAUCUGAUGCAUGAAGGAGUGAGAGAGGGACCAUCUGAAGAUGCAAAGAGAUUUUUCAAAUUAGUUAAGGAAGGGAAACAAGAGUUGUACCCAGGGUGUAAGAAUUUUUCUAAGUUGAGUUUCACCAUUCGGUUGUACUUGUUUAAAUGCAUUCACGGAUUGAGUAAUGUAGCCUUUUCAGACUUGUUAUACUUGUUAGACUUGAUAAACGAGGCAUUUCCAUUUGCUCAGCUACCCGAGUCUUUCAACAAGGCAAAAAAGGUGAUAAAAGAUUUGGGCCUUGGUUAUGAGAAAAUUCAUGCAUGCCCUAACGAUUGCAUGCUAUUUUGGAAUGACAAUGCGAAGAUAGAUAAUUGCUCUGUGUGUGGUUCUUCUAGAUGGAAGAAUGUUCGUGAUGAUUUGACUAAUAAGAACACUAAAAUCGCAACAAAGGUUUUAAGACAUCCUGCUGAUGGGGAAGCUUGGAAGCAUUUUGAUUCAUUGCACCCGGAUUUCUCUAAAGAUCCUCGUAAUGUUCGAUUGGGUCUUUCAAGUGACGGUUUCAAUCCAUUCCAAACCAUGAGCAUUUCCCAUAGUACAUGGCCAGUUAUGUUAAUGAACUAUAAUUUGGCACCAUGGAUUUGCAUGAAGCCGGAGUAUAUAAUGUUGUCAAUGAUCAUUCCAGGUCCAUUGUCUCCUGGAAACGAUAUAGAUGUGUUCCUACAACCACUAAUUACAGAGUUGAAGGAACUAUGGGAAAUGGGAGUGGAAACAUAUGAUGCUGAAACUAACCAAACAUUUCUAAUGCGUGCAGCUUUAUUGUGGACAGUUAGUGAUUUUCCAGCACUAGCAAUGCUUUCCGGAUGGAGCACCAAGGGGAAAUGGGCAUGCCCCACCUGUAAUUAUGAUACUUGCUCUCAAUAUCUCAAACAUAGUUGUAAGAUGUGUUACUUGGGUCAUCGAGCAUUUUUACCUCCUGAUCAUCCAUUUCGAAGAGAUAAGAAAUCAUUUGAUGGUAAAGAGGAGCAUAAAGCUGCACCUACUCCCUUAUCAGGCAUAGAAGUGCUUGAAGAGCUACGUGAAUUCAAUAAUGUCUUUGGGAAGGGCCGAAAAAAGGGCUCGGAAGAGUGA
Messenger RNA from Lycium barbarum (goji berry), 1452 nucleotides. RefSeq lists its product as uncharacterized. The coding region runs from base 1 to 1452 and encodes 483 amino acids. The record is from RefSeq and is a predicted model, not a curated record. The transcript has 2 exons. Lineage: Eukaryota; Viridiplantae; Streptophyta; Magnoliopsida; Solanales; Solanaceae.